This is a messenger RNA of Mesorhabditis belari, 1872 nucleotides long. The record is from the annotation of a GenBank genome assembly. Lineage: Eukaryota; Metazoa; Nematoda; Chromadorea; Rhabditida; Rhabditidae.
AUGGGCGGAGCCAACGAUGGAUGGGUGAUGGCAGGAUCGGCCUUGAGAGGCUCACCUCCCUUUUCCCUCCGAAUGGCCACCGCCGUCGUCUCGGCUGGCGUGUCCAACACGACGUUCGUCGAUCCACAACAACUUUUGGCCACUUCGGUGGCCAACUCACUUCAGCCUCGCUUUGAGCGCCCACAACUUGACGAAGCUUGCCCCGUUUGUGGAGAUAAAGUCUCCGGCUACCACUACGGACUUCUCACUUGUGAGAGUUGCAAGGGUUUCUUCAAAAGAACUGUGCAAAAUAAGAAGCUUUACCAAUGCUCAGCCGAUCAGAAUUGUACUGUGGACAAAAGCUGCAGGAAGAGGUGUCCGAGUUGCCGAUACAAGAAAUGCAUCGAUCAAGGGAUGAAGGUUGAAGCUGUUCGAGAAGACCGAAUGCGUGGCGGUAGAAAUAAAUUCGGUUCUUAUUACAAGAAGGAUCGAGCACAGCGAAUGCAACGAUUACAAGUUCGACCGGGUGUUGGAGCGCCUAUCCCAUCGCAAACUCCUUCCGCUUUCUUUCCUCCACCUCAAAUUGAUCAACAUCUUGUUGCGAAUAGUGUAACUGAUGUGCGAACAGUGUUACCGCAAACGACCAUGCAAUAUUUUGAUCAACACAAAUUAAAAGCCGAAUACGACAGUUUAUUGCAAUCGCCCACCCUCUCAUCGACGUCCACUCAUUCACCACAACAUGUGGUUAUCCCCCGUGCCGGUUAUGUUCCAAAUUGUGACACAGUUCCUAUCCAUUCAGAAAUUCAAAGGAUAGACAGUCUGGCCGCUCUUCUUGGCUCUUCAAUCGAAGAUCCGAGUCUCCGAUCUCAAGCCGCUCAAUACCUCUACCCACAAGCCGUCAAACAUGAAGCUUUUGAUUACCAUCGUUACCAUGAUCCUCAACUUUUUGUGCAACAACACCCAGAAUAUGGAGUUUUCGCUCAGCCGACGACUUAUGCGAGUAUGCUUCCUGUAGCGCCGUUAUCAAGUAGCACAAGCUCUGCUCUGAGGACGGUCCUGGUUGCAGGCGGUUCAUCGGGAUCAAAUCGAUCAUCUCCAUUGUUGCCUGUUUGCCCGCUACCUACCGAGAAGAUCAUUGACACAGCUUUCUAUGGAAAACAAAACAUCUUGGGCAUGAUGGUGGAGAAGAUGAGUGGAGAAGAGCUCCGGAUACAGCAAAUGUUGGAGAUUCUCGGUCGAUCGAAUGUUCACAUCAUUGAUCCAUUCAAAUGUACAAUGCUAGCAGCUGAGCAGAAUCUCAAUCAUCUUGUCAGCUGGGCAAAAGAGAUCACUUAUUUCAAAGAUCAACUUGAGAUGGACGAUCAAAUGCAUCUCCUCUAUACAUCAUGGGCUUUCAUCCAUCUUAUUGAUUUUACAAAUGCUGCAAUCCUUGGUCUCCUCCCGAAUACUAUCAAAUUGGCUGCAAAUCUUGAAGUACCAUCCGGUUUGAUAGCUCUACUCGGUUCGGGGAUCUAUCUGACAAAAUGGCAAACCCUUGUCGCACAGUUGAGUCAAAUUGGUUUCGACAAAUACGACUUUGCCGCUUUUCGCUUCUUGGCACUCUUCAAUGAAGAAGGCCAACGAAGCGCUAAAGACCGAACGGUGAUUGAAGUAGUCCGGGCAACGCUAUAUGCGAAUUGGGGAGAGUAUCGAAGAGAUCCACAACGAUUGCAAUAUCUCUACAACACUUUUCAAAGUCUUAAAAUCCUUGCCUCAACCUGUCAUCAGCAUCUCUACGAACGCUAUCGAGCCGGCGAAGUGGAUCCAUCAGCGAGUCUCCUCUCAGAAAUGCUUGGAAGAGAUCCAUCGCACACCCGAACACACCCAACUUAUAUACAAUCAACAAUCAUUGCU